GAUGUUGAGCCCAGUAGAAACAUUGGCCUCAACUGCAAUAUGUGGAAUCAUACACUCAAUUAUUGGAGGCCAACCUUUGCUCAUAGUAGGGAUUGCAGAACCCACCAUCAUCAUGUAUGCUUACAUGUACAAUUUCGCCAAAGAUAGGAAUGACUUGGGAAGGCAACUCUUUUUGCCUUGGGCUGGAUGGACCUGCCUUUGGGCGGCUUUGAUGUUGAUACUUUUAGCAAUAUUCAAUGCCGGCGCUAUUGUUAAUAAAUUCACCAGAAUUGCUGACGAGCUUUUUGGCAUGUUGAUCACAGUCUUGUUCAUUCAAGAGGCCAUUAAGGGAAUGGUGAGUGAGUUUAAAGUUCCUGAACAUGAUGAAGACCCGGAAUUGGAGAAGAACAAGUUCCAUUGGCUUUAUGCAAAUGGGUUAUUGGGAAUUAUAUUCACUUUUGGCCUCCUCUUUUCUUCUCUCAAGAUCAAAAAGGCUAGAUCUUCGUUAUACGGCACAGGCAAGUCAAGAAGCUUCUUUGCAGACUACGGGGUGCCCUUAAUGGUGAUACUCUGGGCAGCACUGUCCUAUGCAGUACCAAGAAAACUUCCCUCUGGAGUUCCUAGAAGGCUUGUUUCUCCCCUUGCUUGGGAGUCUGCUUCUGUACAGCAUUGGAGUGUUAUCAAUGACAUGGCGAAGGUCCCACCUGCAUAUAUUUUUGGUGCCAUAAUUCCUGCAUUGAUGAUCGCAGGUCUUUACUUCUUCGAUCAUAGCGUUGCUUCUCAAUUGGCACAACAGAGGGAAUUCAAUCUGAAGAAGCCUUCGGCCUAUCAUUAUGAUGUGAUGUUGCUGGGAUUCAUGACUUUGCUUUGUGGGUUGGUUGGUUUGCCGCCUUCCAAUGGAGUUCUUCCUCAAUCCCCCAUGCACACCAAAAGCCUGGCUGUUCUCAAGAAACAGGUGAUUCGAAGGAAGAUGGUGGAAAGUGCCAAAGAAAGCAUAAAGCACAAUGCAAGCAAUUCUGAGAUCUAUGGAAACAUGCAAGCAGUGUUUGUAGAAAUGGACAAAAGCCCAAUUAGUUCAGCUGUGAAAGAACUAGAGAACCUAAAAGAAGCAGUCCUGAAAGGAGAAGAGAAAAAUGAUCCAUUUGACCCUGAGAAACACAUCGAUGAACAUCUUCCCAUCAGAGUGAACGAGCAAAGAGUGAGCAAUCUGUUGCAAGCAAUACUUGUAGGAGGAUCUGUGUUUGCCAUGCCUGUGAUCAAGAAGAUACCCACUUCAGUUCUUUGGGGGUACUUUGCUUACAUGGCUAUUGAUAGUCUUCCUGGAAAUCAGUUCUGGGAAAGAAUAGUAUUUAUCUUUGCAGCCCCUAACAGACGCUACAGAGUGUUGAAAGGGGACCAUGCUUCCUUUUUAGAGACAGUACCAGUCAGAGCCAUAAUACACUUCACUCUGUUCCAAUUUGUCUAUCUGCUGGUUUGUUUUGGAGUGACUUGGAUUCCCAUAGCAGGAAUCUUGUUUCCUUUGCCCUUCUUCUUGAUGAUCCCAAUAAGACAGUUUAUACUGCCAAAACUGUUCAAUUCUCGCCAUUUGAAGGAACUCGAUUCCGCUGAAUAUGAAGAAAUUGUUGGCACACCAGGCCUUUCCUUCCGUCAUCCCUCUUCCCGGGAAAUGGAAUUUGCAAGCAAUGGAUCAAGGGAAAUGGGUGAUGAUGAGAUAUUAGACGAGGCCACCACUGGUAGAGGAGAGGUAAAGCACAAAACUGUGAGCUUCAGAUUAGAGGAAAGACGACAUGCACAUGCACAGGCGUUGCAAGUGUACCCUGAUGAAAUUGGAAGGGAAACGGAUUCGUAGAUUUGUAAAGAAAAGUUAUGAAGAUGUUAUAUAUAAUGAUGGUGACAACUUUG
This is a messenger RNA of Neltuma alba, 1881 nucleotides long. RefSeq names its product boron transporter 4-like. Bases 2 to 1828 code for a protein of 608 amino acids. NCBI's taxonomy places the organism in Eukaryota, Viridiplantae, Streptophyta, Magnoliopsida, Fabales, Fabaceae. The record is from RefSeq and is a predicted model, not a curated record. Gene Ontology annotation, biological process: transmembrane transport; monoatomic ion homeostasis; monoatomic anion transport. Gene Ontology annotation, molecular function: solute:inorganic anion antiporter activity. The transcript has 11 exons. Gene Ontology annotation, cellular component: plasma membrane.